UCGCAGCCACUCGCAGCCCGGGCUCAGUCGCAGCCCCUCGGAGUCCAGAGCCGGCCGCCCCUGCGGACCGGACAGCGCGGCCGGCGGCCGGGACGGAGCCCCCAGCCCGCGAGGAGGGCGCGGCGCAGGCGGCGGCGGCGCGGCGGGGAGGAGCCCGGGCCGGAACCAGGGCUGGGCCGGGGGCGGGGACGCCGGGGUCCCGGAGCCCCGGAGCCGGAGCGAGCGAACGAGCGUCGCGGGAGGACCGGGAAGGAGGAGCACCGCCGGAGCGAGCCGAGCUGCCCACAAAGUGCGAUGCCCCGGCGGGGCUAAGGCGCGCGGCGGCCGGCGCGGCGCGGAGGGAGGACGCCCGGGAGCUGCGCGGCGCCGGGCGGCGCGGAGGGGCAGCCCCAGCGGGCGGCGGCGGGCCCGGGCUGCGACCCGAGCGAGCCCCAUGCCCCGCGCGGGCUGACGGGCCGGAGCCCGCACGGAGCGGCCGGGCCGGACAGGUCCCGCUAGAGCGACAUGAUGGUGGAAUCCGCCUCGGAGACAAUCAGGUCGGCUCCGUCUGGUCAGAACGGCGUGGGCAGCAUCUCCGGGCAGGCGGAUGGCGGCGGCGGCGGCGGGGCCGGGGCUUCGGGCACCGGCGGAGGCGGCGCGGGCAGGGACACGGCUGCGGGCGCCGACAGCAACGGCGAGAUGAGCCCCGCGGAGCUGCUGCACUUCCAGCAGCAACAGGCUCUCCAGGUGGCCAGGCAGUUCCUGCUGCAGCAGGCCUCGGGCCUGAGCUCCCCGGGCAGCAAUGACAGCAAGCAGUCUGCGGUGCAGGUGCCCGUGUCGGUGGCCAUGAUGUCGCCGCAGAUGCUUACCCCCCAACAGAUGCAGCAGAUCCUGUCACCCCCACAGCUGCAGGCCUUGCUCCAGCAGCAACAAGCGCUCAUGCUCCAGCAGCUGCAGGAAUAUUACAAGAAGCAGCAAGAGCAGCUCCACUUACAGCUCCUCACCCAACAGCAGGCUGGGAAGCAGCAACCCAAAGAGGCACUGGGGAACAAGCAGCUGGCCUUCCAGCAGCAGCUCCUGCAAAUGCAACAGUUGCAGCAGCAGCACUUGCUCAACCUGCAGAGACAGGGGCUGGUCAGCCUGCAGCCCAGCCAAGCCUCAGGGCCCCUCCAGACCCUCCCGCAAGCAGCCGUGUGCCCGACGGACUUGCCCCAGCUGUGGAAGGGCGAGGGUGCCCCCGGGCAGCCCGCCGAGGACAGCGUCAAGCAGGAGGGGCUGGACCUCACUGGCUCAGCCACCACCGCUACCUCGUUUGCCGCCCCCCCCAAAGUUUCACCCCCCCUCUCCCACCACACCCUGCCCAACGGACAGCCCACUGUGCUCACACCUCGGAGAGACAGCUCCUCCCAUGAGGAGACACCAGGCUCCCACCCCCUCUACGGACACGGAGAGUGUAAGUGGCCAGGCUGCGAGACCCUGUGUGAAGACCUCGGCCAGUUCAUCAAACACCUCAACACAGAGCACGCCCUGGAUGACCGGAGCACAGCCCAGUGCCGGGUGCAGAUGCAGGUGGUACAACAGCUGGAGAUCCAGCUCGCCAAGGAGAGUGAGAGGCUGCAGGCCAUGAUGGCGCACCUGCACAUGCGGCCCUCCGAGCCCAAGCCCUUCAGCCAGCCGCUGAACCCGGUCCCUGGCUCCUCCUCAUUCUCCAAGGUGACCGUGUCUGCAGCAGACUCCUUCCCAGAUGGUCUCGUGCACCCCCCCACCUCGGCCGCUGCCCCUGUCACCCCCCUACGGCCCCCCGGCCUCAGCUCUGCCUCCCUGCACAGCGGGGGCCCCGCCCGGCGGAGGAGCAGCGACAAGUUCUGCUCCCCCAUCUCCUCAGAGCUGGCCCAGAAUCACGAGUUCUACAAGAACGCCGACGUCAGGCCCCCCUUCACCUACGCCUCCCUCAUCCGCCAGGCCAUUCUGGAAACCCCCGACAGGCAGCUGACCCUGAAUGAGAUCUAUAACUGGUUCACCAGGAUGUUCGCCUAUUUCCGGAGAAACACUGCCACCUGGAAGAAUGCUGUGCGGCACAACCUCAGCCUGCACAAGUGCUUCGUGCGCGUGGAGAACGUCAAGGGCGCCGUGUGGACCGUGGAUGAGCGCGAGUAUCAGAAACGGAGGCCGCCAAAGAUGACGGGGAGCCCCACCCUGGUGAAGAACAUGAUCUCGGGCCUCAGUUACGGAGCACUUAACGCCAGCUACCAGGCCGCCCUGGCCGAGAGCAGCUUCCCCCUCCUCAACAGCCCUGGCAUGCUGAACCCGGGCUCCGCCAGCAGCCUCCUUCCACUCAGCCACGACGACGUGGGCGCCUCCGUGGAGCCGCUGCCCAGCAAUGGUAGCAGCAGCCCCCCUCGCCUCUCCCCACCCCAGUACAGCCACCAGGUGCAGGUGAAAGAGGAGCCGGCUGAGGCAGAGGAAGACCGGCGGCCAGGCCCCGCCCUGGGCCCCCCCAACCCCAGCACCGCGGGGCCUCCAGAAGACAGGGACCUGGAGGAGGAGCUGCCAGGAGAGGAACUGUCCUAAGGGCCUCUAGGGGCAGGCAGGGCAGGGGUGAGACCCCUCCCUCCGGAACCCAGGCCCCACCUACCCCCACUCCUCAGCCCCGCCCAAACCUCAAGGCACUUCCAGGACUCAGAUGGGGGGGUAGGGGAGGCUGGGCCAGCAACUCCCAACGUGACCUGACUGACAGACGCUCGGGGGGCAGCGACGGUCCUGCCCCUGAGGGGACACCGAACCCCUGGUCUGGGACCGGCAGAGGAAUCGGAGGGCCCAGACCCUUCCUCAGACCCUCCCCUACAUCUGAAUACAGCCUCCCCCCAACCACCAGCAGCAGGGCCCUCCUCCCCCACCAGCUCUCCCCUACAGGGCCCCUCAGCGCCAUGGAGACCCGCAGGCGGGGCUAAGCCACCCCUCUCAAACCCAGGGCCCCUCGCACCUGGCUCUGGCAGUGUUUUCUGGCCAGAGCCCCCCCCCUUUUUCCUAAUUUGUGCCCUCUUUCACCUUCUUUUCCGUACUGUGAAGAAAUCUCCCCAGCCCCCACCUCCUCCCCCUGCCCCGGCCUGGGCCCAGGGGGGGAGCUGAUGUUCCAGACCAUCCCCAGAAGAAACGGGCCCCCUGAGCUGUGCCCACUCAAGAGCCACAGCUGGGGUGUUGCUGCCCUGCGGGGUCUGUGAGAGCAAGGCUGCCUCGCUCCCGGACAGGAACCCAGGCCGAACUGGGCCUCCACCCCAUUCACUGGGUGCCCCUCGGCUGCCCCCCACACACCAGGGAGCAGAGGAAGAGGCCCAGUGCUGGCUUCCUCGCAGAGGUCUGUGCAGGGUGGGCCGAUGGAGGGGGAGCCGCGAGGCCCUCGAGGCUGAAGCUGCCAGUGCCACCCAGGAAGCAUCCUGCCUCUGUCACGGGAGAGGCCAGGCAGAGACCAGGCUUGAGGGGCAGGUGACUGCCGUGACCCAACAGGUCACCCCCAGCCUACAGGUCCCCUCAUGGUAGUCCUCCCUCACCCCUCCUCAGCCCCCCUCCCCACCCCCAGUUAAACCGAUGACCAAAGACCUUUCUUAUGCCGGAAGCAAAAACCAAAACUUUUUGUUGGCUUUUUCCUUUGUGGCCUCCCACCCCCACCCCCACCCUCUUUGCUCCCCGCCCCUAGCCCCAGGCUGGAAGCCCUCCCUCCACUUAAGUUAUUGUUUUAAACCAAAGUUUACAGUGUCUGUUGGUGGCCCAGACCCUCUCUCCACCCUUCCUCCACCCCACCCUGAGGACCCUGGGACUCAGUAGAGGCUGGGGGCCCUGCUCACCCCCACUUCUGCUCUUGGCCAGCCAGGAGGAAGGUCCGAGGGCAGAGGGAAGGAGGUGUGCUGCCCUCAGCAUCCCGAGGGGCUCUCCUCUCCUCGGGCAGUGGGCCUUGAGCCCCAGUCCCAACCCUGGGCUGCUUCCUGGGGGCUCUACAGACCCCUCGCUAGGACCAAGUCCCCCAUCACACUGGGAGUGUGGAUUCCAGCAAAGGAGCUGGAAAAGAAGUGAGACUCCACAGACCCCCUAUGGGGGACCCCGACUUAGGCCAUGGACUGGGUGUGUUGGAUGCUCGUGAUACCCCAGGCCAGGCCCCUUUGCUGAGAAGACCUCCUUGGACUAUUUCCCAAGAACCCCCCACAUACACCCCUU
This is a messenger RNA of Prionailurus viverrinus (fishing cat), 4188 nucleotides long. RefSeq names its product forkhead box P4 (gene FOXP4). Gene Ontology annotation, molecular function: RNA polymerase II cis-regulatory region sequence-specific DNA binding; DNA-binding transcription repressor activity, RNA polymerase II-specific. Gene Ontology annotation, cellular component: nucleus. Gene Ontology annotation, biological process: regulation of transcription by RNA polymerase II. The record is from RefSeq and is a predicted model, not a curated record. NCBI's taxonomy places the organism in Eukaryota, Metazoa, Chordata, Mammalia, Carnivora, Felidae. The coding region runs from base 505 to 2550 and encodes 681 amino acids. The transcript has 17 exons.